Messenger RNA from Stylophora pistillata, 2609 nucleotides. RefSeq lists its product as uncharacterized. Gene Ontology annotation, biological process: regulation of transcription by RNA polymerase II. Lineage: Eukaryota; Metazoa; Cnidaria; Anthozoa; Scleractinia; Pocilloporidae. The record is from RefSeq and is a predicted model, not a curated record. Gene Ontology annotation, molecular function: DNA-binding transcription factor activity, RNA polymerase II-specific; RNA polymerase II transcription regulatory region sequence-specific DNA binding.
AUUAACAGCUGGUUACGAUCAAACACACACCAUCGUAUCUCAACUCUGUUCUUGUCAUUUAACGGGAAGGCAGUGCCGGCCUUCUUUAGACAUACGGAGGAUCUUAUCAUUUUUAGAGGGAGCGUGCAUAAACAGACCAUGGACACCCAUCCAUUUUCUAUAGAGAACAUUCUGAAGGAGCCCUAUGCUAAAACAGUCGAGGAGGAGACAAAAACGCAACCUUCGAAAGAGGCGCUAUCGUUAGCUGUAAAGCUGGCUGAUGUCAUACUAGAAGCUCGACAAGAGACUACUCGCCGCACACCACGACGCCCGCGCACUGCCUUUACGCAUCAGCAAUUAAGAAUCCUGGAACAAUUCUUCUAUAAAACACAUUAUCCAGAUGUAGAAUUAAGGGAAGAACUUGCUGCAAAGACCAAUCUGCAGGAGGGCAGGAUUCAGGUCUGGUUUAAAAAUCGACGUGCUAAAUUUCGAAAUGAGAAGGGAAAAUUUCCAUCAGAAGUAGGCUUUAGCUAUAAAAACGAAAAAGAGAUUAUUCAAAACAUAUCUCAAGUAAUACAGGCUCAAGAAGUAAAAUGUAGUUUCCAGUGUUGUAUGUCAGUACCUCACUCCGGCAUCUGUGGCGAUCCCGAGGAAGCCAUAAAACAUUUCCACGGGAUUUCUUCCAGCAUGUUCCCUAUGCAUGAUAAUUUGUUGCGCGUUAUUGGUCUUCAUGGCUGUUCGCAUGGCAAUCAUAAAGGAAUAAGUGCGGGGUAUUUCGCAAGGAUGAGGAAAAUAAAGAAAAGAAGAGACUGGAGCGUUAGGGAACGCUCCACCUUCUAUUCUUUCUCCCCAAUGGAUGCCAAUCCAUUCUCAAUUGAGAGCAUCCUUAAAAAGAAACCGGCUCCCUCGUGCGUGAAUGACACGGAGGAACCUCCGCCGUCCAAAUCAAGAGAAGCACUUUCACUGGCCGUAAAACUCGCGGAUGUUAUCUUAGAAGCUCGACAAGAGAAAAGCCGACGUACACCACGACGCACGCGCACUGCCUUCACACACCAACAAUUAGGAAUCCUCGAGAAAUCCUUCAGUAAAACACAUUACCCAGAUGUAGAGCUAAGGGAGCAACUUGCCGAAAAAACUAACCUACAAGAAGGAAGGAUUCAGGUUUGGUUUAAGAAUAGACGUGCUAAAUACCGUAAGGAAGCGAGAACUUGCCUUCCUCUCGAGAGCUACGAAAGUGAAGAGGAACCAAUCCCCACUGUUUGCCCAGUGACACCGACCCAAUCAUCGCCGCCUUGUUUUCAGUAUAACACAGUUCCUUAUUACUUCAACUACAGUGAGCCCAUUGAUUCAAUAAGAACAUUUGGACACUCUUCAACAAUGUACACUCAGCUGAGUAGACACACCCAGUUGAGCCCCCAUUCUCACUUGGUUCAGCCGCUUGGAAUACACGGCUGGCAGCCUGUGUCGACAAAUGUGAUGAUGAAUCACGCACAUAUUGGAGAUAUGUGGCUUGGAUGAAAAACAAUUAUCGAAAACGGGCAAAGUGUAGUUUAUAAGUUACAGCAACAUAUUCAGUACAGUAUUUGUGUGUUGGCUGUGUGCAGUUAGAUCCGCUCGAUCAUCGUCUUUCGCAAUCAGCCCGAAUGGCCGGCACCAACUGUACACCUCAUCAAGAAAAAUAUUUUUGUUAUUGAAGGAAUGACAUUGUAUAUAAAGAGAGUUAGAGCGGUCAAUGAGUGAUAGAAAGUCAUUGGUAUAAGGAAAACACCUUUGAUGAAUACAUAAGUACGACGUAAGAAUGUUGAGCUGGAAAUGUCAAAAAGAAAAAAAAAGAAGAGUUCCGGUUGAUUCAUCGAAUCGCCAGGAUGCCAGUCGUUGUUUUUUUUUAACGAAAAAGACGAAUAAAUUCAAGGAUACUACUUUGUAUGACAUUAAAAAUGUUUUCUUUUCACACCUUUGGUUUUUAGUAUACAAUCCAUAAAUCACCUCCUUGCUUCUUAUCAAAACCUUAGAAUAAUAGAGGAGAAGGCUGAAAAUAUCUACGGAAAUAUCAUAGUAAGGAUUUUUCAAAUAGCUAGUGGUAUAAUGAUGUUUUUCUUUUGUCGCCGUUUUAAUGGAAACACACAAAUACUGAUUAAAAAUCCAUCCCUAAACUUAAGAACUGUGGGAGUUAUUUUAUUAAGGUCAUUACAAUCAGUAACAUCGAAGUUAAGCGUCAGGGUUAUGCCUUCUGUAAGAGAACGAUCUUUAGAGUGGGUUUGGUUUGUCAAAUAUACACUCAGCAGUCAAAACAUCAGUCAGUAAUAACUCUCGCGUCCUGGACUAUUGUAUUAUGGACGAUUAAAAUAUGUAUAACGGUUGUCAACUAAUACACACGAGUUUAAAGAUAAUCUAUCAUUUUGCAACAAUUGCUAUUGAUUUUAGUAGCGGAAUUAUGCCUUGUCUGAUAGAGUUUUAAGACAAUCCUAUUACCACAUGUUUUUCGAAAGACAUCUGACCAAUAAAUGUUGAGCUCUAAGGCUGACAGUACAAGUACAUGUGAAUCUAAAAAUCUUCGGAAGGUUUCACUCUAUUGUUUGGAAACUUAGGUACAGAUUUGAAUUUAUUUUGCUCAACCCAGCUUUCAAACG